CAGUUUAAAUAAUAGUGCGACUCGAAUAAAUACACUUAUUAAAAUAGGUCGGCAUUUCUACUUAACUUUGUAUUUUAAAAUAAGAAUCAAAUCCGGACUCUAAUAUGUGGGUGCAUUUAAUUUAAUGUAGUUUAGUCCCUUGGGGAAUAUUUCAAUCCCGAGACUUGGGCACACUGGCAAUUUGUUAUUAACAAAAAUAUUGAAUAAUAAUAAAAACAAUGCCUAAUACUUCGGACGGCGACGGCGAAUUGCCCCCUGUAAAAAGAGAGGGUCGCCAGCGACGGAAACCCACUAUUUGGAGCCGAGAAAAGAUAUCAAAGCUCAUUGAGCUGUACCGUGACUCGGAUUGUUUAUGGAAUCACUUUUCGGAGCUGUAUAAAAAUAAGGACUGUCGCGCGAAGGCCAUCGCACACAUCUGCACCACGCUCGGGAUUACAAAGAACGAUUACGGAAAGAAGGUGCACAACCUGCGCAACCAAUUCAACUCCGAGCUGAAGAAGUUGGAGCGUCGCCUGGAGGAAUCCGGUGGCUCCAGUUCCAGUCAGCUGCCCGAGAAAACCUGCCGCUGGGAGCACUUCAAAACGCUGAUGUUCCUCCGUUCCGUGAUUGAACCCAGGCCAGGAUAUCAGCAGAGUUCACAGUGCAAGAAAAUAGCUAAGCUGGACUACAGCUACACAGACCGCGACGAAGAUGUGGAAAAACCCACCCAAUCUUCAGUUGAAAGCUUGGAAUCAAUAUUUAUAGAGGCUGUCAUUGAAAGCGAAGAGAUAGAAAAGGUCGACGAACCGAAACCGAUGCCCAUGCCUGCUCUGUCCGCCCUUGCGACGCCUUCCCCUGUUCCGAGUCGCCUGGCAGAGCCACCUGCUGUGGCCACAUCCGCCACCGCCCCAGUCCGGGAUCAGUGGGAUGCUUUUGGAGAGCUAAUCGCCUGUGAGUUUCGCAAUCUUAACUCUGAGCUCUCUCGCAAGCGUCUGAAACGGAAAAUAAUGCAAGUUAUGCUGGAGAUCGGCGAGGAAGAUGAUCUGGAGUGUCCCGGUCCAAACAGUUGAUGAAUAAUAGAAUAAUAGAAUAUUUUAUAUGUACAUGUUAUUACAUUUACAACGUUCGAAUUUAAAUAUUAAAAUAAGAUAGAGACACA
Messenger RNA from Drosophila kikkawai, 1138 nucleotides. RefSeq lists its product as uncharacterized. The record is from RefSeq and is a predicted model, not a curated record. Lineage: Eukaryota; Metazoa; Arthropoda; Insecta; Diptera; Drosophilidae.